GGGAGGAGUCGGAGUACAAAACGCGACCGCAGAGCCGCGGACUUCCACCCGCUCUCCUUCUCGGCGAUGGCCAUGAGCGUAACUGCUCUUGUUUCUGCUUUCCUGGGUUGCUCGGUAGCGACUCUCCUGCUGCUGAAAUGGCGGAGGAGGCGGCAGGUCCAGGACAAGAUAGCGAAGGCCAGGAGCCGGCGGGAGGGCGCCUUCCAGCAAAUGGAAAGAGCCGUUCAGCGCUUCCAAGAACAGAAUCCAAAUCAUCAACCAGAACCUAUUUUAUCACUGAGUUUGCCUGAACUCUGUCAGCAACUUGGGGAUGGUUCACUCACACCUGAGAGUGUUUUCUACACCUAUGUGGAUAAGGCCCUGAAAGUGACUGCAGAUGUCAAUUGCAUAACUGAUUACAUAGCAGAGAAUGAAUCCCAGCUUUGGCAUAUGAACAGCGAAGGGAAAAAAGGCUUGCUCUAUGGAGUUCCCAUCAGCAUAAAGGAUUCCAUUAACUGCAAGGGCUAUGACAGUACUUUGGGCUUUGCAAAGCGUCUCUUCCAGCCAGCAGCAGAAGACGCUGUUAUAGUGCAGGUGUUGAAACAUCAAGGAGCAAUUCCAUUUGUAAAAACAAAUAUUCCCCAAUCGCUGUUGAAUUAUGACUGCAGUAAUCCAAUCUUUGGGUCAACAGUGAAUCCUUUGAAUCCCACUAAAAGCCCUGGUGGAUCGUCAGGAGGGGAAGGAGCUCUUAUUAAAAGUGGAGGAUCCAUUCUGGGCAUUGGGACAGAUAUAGCAGGCAGCAUUCGUAUCCCAAGUGCCUUUUGCGGAAUUUGUGGUUUAAAAACCACUAGCAACAGAAUUAGCAAAAAAGGAAUUGUUCCAUCCGUGGCUGGUCAGAAAGGAGCUUUUGUUGGCUUGGGACCAAUGGCACGGGAUGUUGACAGCCUUGCUCUUUGCCUAAAAGCUGUCUUGUGCAAGAAAAUGUUCCAACUGGAUCCCACGGUGCCACCUCUUUCUUUCAACGAGCAAGUUUAUACCAGCUCUGGUCCCCUCAGAAUAGGGUAUCAUGUGACUAAUUCCUAUAGUAUGCCAAGCCCUUCCAUGACACGAGCUGUGCUGGAAACCAAGGAGCUUCUGGAAAUGAAUGGCCAUGUGUUGGUCCCCUUUGAACCGCUUCACAUGGCCCAUUUUAUGAGCCACUUAGUUACUGGAUCACUUUUUGGUGAUGCUGGUGCCACUUUACUGCAGUCUUUUGAAGACGAACCUGUAGAUCCAUAUCUAAGGAUUACCAUGCUGUUACUAAAGAUUCCUUAUUGGAUGCGAAGAGUCCUAUCCUGGAUUAUAAGACCAAACAGUAUUCGUCAGUCAAGAGCUUUGAGCAACUUGAAAGAAAGGUCUAUAAAAGAACUCUGGAAAUGUCACUUGGAAAUUGAGGAAUAUUGCAGAGAAUUCACUGAACAAUGGAAAAGACUGGAACUGGAUGUGCUACUUUGUCCAGCUAUAGGUCCUGCUUUUAAGAGCGGCUUUGCUGGGAAAAUACAAGAGGUCAUUGGUAAUACCAUAUUAUAUAACUACUUGGACUUCCCUGCUGGAGUAGUACCAGUUACAACAGUGACAAAGGAGGACGAAGAGGAGCUAAAGAGUUUCAAAGGACACUUCAAUGAUUUGGGGGACAAAUUCUUUGCAAAGGCAGUGAAAGAGUCUGUGGGACUCCCUGUGGCUAUCCAGUGUGUGGCUUUGCCGUGGCAAGAAGAAUUGUGUCUCCGGUUCAUGAAAGAAGUGGAGACGCUAACCAGAGAAAAAUCAAGGAAACAAUGAUAUGAUACCACAGCAAGCAGAAUGGAAUUCUUCCAUGCUAGCCAUGGACUCUGGGAACUGAUUUAGUUUAUACAACCAAGGGAGGUUACUAUGGACGAAUUUGUUGAGAAAAUGUAAGGGGAACAAUGAUUAUAGGGUUGAGCUUGACACCUUUAAAUACUUUCCAUUAAAAUAUUCAGUGCCAUUCCAGCCCAAUAAAUAUAAAAAAAUUACCAGGUCUAAAAUAAUUAAAAUUAGAAAGUCUUUAACUUACUUUUGGAAUCAGAGUGUCUGUGGAUGGAGCAGGUGGGAAACAUUUGAAGAAUUGAUUUUCCCUGGCAAUUAUGUACAUGAAUGAAAAGAAAAGUCAGACAUCUGAUUGUGUACUUGUGUAUGAUAUUCCAAUGCAAUGUAUUAUUAAAAAUAAAAUUUCCCUAAUCUUCCCUGAGCAGAGGUAUGAGAGUAUGUUUGUCAGGUAUCCAACAACUUAGCAAUAUAUUAAUCUUCAAGUAGUUUCAAGUGGUUUUAAGUUUGAAAAUGAAUAACUCUUGGCAUCGAUUCAGACAGGCUGAAGUCCACACAUUCUUUUUGCAGGACCAGUUUUUUAGCUUCCUAAAGCUCACUAUAAUUCAGCUAGAUUUAUUCGCUCAGUUUGAUACGAUUGCUGCUAAUACAACAUUCUUUUUUUUUGGAAUUAUAACUUUUUGUGAAACAAUGACAUGGCUUUUACUGCAAUUUCGAAUAUCUGUCAUCUAUCCCUUUAUAUUUCCUCAGCUUUAAUUCUCCAGAGCCUCUAUUUAUUUCCAUAUAGAGAAAAGAUAUGUCCAGUGUUUAUA
This is a messenger RNA of Pseudonaja textilis, 2612 nucleotides long. RefSeq names its product fatty-acid amide hydrolase 1-like. Gene Ontology annotation, biological process: fatty acid catabolic process. Gene Ontology annotation, molecular function: fatty acid amide hydrolase activity; amidase activity. Lineage: Eukaryota; Metazoa; Chordata; Lepidosauria; Squamata; Elapidae. The record is from RefSeq and is a predicted model, not a curated record.